Messenger RNA from Fusarium vanettenii 77-13-4, 2106 nucleotides. RefSeq lists its product as uncharacterized. The transcript has 5 exons. Lineage: Eukaryota; Fungi; Ascomycota; Sordariomycetes; Hypocreales; Nectriaceae. Gene Ontology annotation, biological process: protein palmitoylation. Gene Ontology annotation, cellular component: Golgi membrane. Gene Ontology annotation, molecular function: protein binding; palmitoyltransferase activity. Bases 1 to 2106 code for a protein of 701 amino acids. The record is from RefSeq and is a predicted model, not a curated record.
AUGUCUUCCAAGUCGAAUGUCGCCACGCCCAAGCUCAAUAGCGAAGUCGAGAUGGGCACCCUUCCCGGUGACGACAGCCAGAACCAGGCGGAUGACAUUAUGCAGCUGGCCAGGAUAGGAGACGUUCCGGCCAUGGAGAAGUUGUUUGAGUCGGGCGAAUACGAUGCCACUUACAGCGAUGACGAGGGAAUCACACCCCUACACUGGGCCGCAAUUAACAACCAGUAUGCGAUGUGCAAAUUCCUGAUCGAACACGACGCCGAGAUCAACAGGAAAGGAGGCGAGUCGGUAGCGACACCUCUUCAAUGGGCUGCUCAGCGAUGCCACUAUUACACUGUCAACCUGCUCCUGCAGCACGGCGCAGACCCUCUCAUCACCGACGCCCAGGGUUACAACACCCUUCACAUUUCGACUUUUAACGGAAACGUCCUCCUCCUCGUGCUUCUUCUCCACCAGGGCAUUCCCGUCGAUGUCCUGGACACUUUCGGUCACACGGCGCUGAUGUGGUCGGCUUAUAAGGGAUUUCCGCAAUGUGUUGACCUCUUUCUCCGCUGGGGCGCCAGUGUUCACGCGACCGACGAGCAAGGCUUUACCGCUCUGCACUGGGCCUUGGUAAAGGGAAAUCCGGGAUGUAUCCUUAAGCUCAUCGAGUAUGGCGCCGAUCGAUUCGCAAAGACCCAGACUGGCAAGACUCCUGCCGUGACAGCCAGCGAGCUCAAUACGGAGGGCGCCUGGCACCGAGCGCUCCGGGAAUGUGGAUUCAACGAGGACGGCCAUCCCGCGGUGCCGCCGUGGCCUGGCGCGAGCUAUUUCUUGAAGGACAAGAGGGCGUUUGUCACCAGGUUCCUGUUCCUCUGGCCUUUUGUGCUUGUCUGGGGCAUGCUCAUGGCUGUAGCACAUGCGCCGGUGUACAUCGGUCUGCCCCUUGGCCUGGCUGUCGUGUAUGGUAUUCAAUGGGUUGCGCAGCAGGUCUUGGAGUAUGCACCUCCCGACAUGCGACACUUUCACAAGACGCCCUGGCUUACCGGCAUCUUUGCUGCAUCUCUGUUCUUGGUCGGAGUCAACUGGUUGACGACAGUUCUUUUUGCGACAACUCUGCGAGCAACCGAGGGUCACAGCCAUCUGUUUCUUAACAUCAUCUUUGCCAUCUCCUAUGGCCUCACGGCGUAUUUCUACGUCGCCAGCAUGCGAUACGACCCUGGCUUCGUGCCCAAGAUGAACGGCAUUGCGGAGCAAAAGGCUGUCAUUGACGAGCUGCUCGCGCAGUGGAAGUACGACGAAUCCAACUUUUGUGUUACGUGCAUGAUUCGAACACCUCUGCGAAGUAAGCACUGCCGCAGAUGCCAGCGAUGCGUUGCCAAGCACGACCACCAUUGCCCUUGGGUUUAUAACUGCGUUGGUGUUAACAACCACCGGCAUUUCUUCUUCUACCUCAUCUCGCUGUCUCUUGGCAUCCUUUCCUACGACUGGCUGCUGUAUUAUUAUUUCGAGAUUAUCAGCACAAAGGCUUCGGACUCUUGCAAUGUCCUUAGCCCUGGACUGUGCAAGUUCAUCAACGCUGAUUCUUACACUGCGCUCCUGGCUGUUUGGAUCAGCCUUCAGCUCCUCUGGGUCACGAUGCUUCUCUUCACCCAGUUCUUCCAGGUCUCGCGAGCCAUGACGACUUACGAGAACAUGUUUGGUGUUCAGGAUGGCACUGCCAUUACGGCCCUCACCUCGACCGGCGCGCCUCUCGACCCCAACCACCCAUCUCUGUCCACAUCAACUCCUGCGGCUCACUCUCACAAGCACAAGGGCGGUAUGCUCAAGCAGUGGAGCCGUAUCCUGGGAGUUGAUCCCUUCAUCGAGACCAUCACUGGCCGAGGAGCAGUAUCGACGAAGAACAAGCGCAAGAAGAAGAACCCUUACAGCAGAGGCUGCAUCACCAACUGUAAGGACUUUUGGUGCGACCCCGCCCCCGUCUUUGGACAAAGGGAAACGGGAACUGCUGUUCUCGGCGGCGAAAAGAUCGACUAUACUGCCAUGUACGAGAGUCCUACUUUGAUGCAGUUGACGGGCCGACGAGAGCGUGGUGGCUACGAGGCGGUGGGCACCGAGGAGGUUUAA